Molecule: messenger RNA, 616 nt
Organism: Actinia tenebrosa (Australian red waratah sea anemone)
Lineage: Eukaryota; Metazoa; Cnidaria; Anthozoa; Actiniaria; Actiniidae
Source: RefSeq, a predicted model, not a curated record
UCAGAAUGAGGAGGAAUAUUAUAUUUUCUUAUCAUACAAUCUACAAAGAGGAUGAAGUUUUUGAUAGCAAUUGUUCUGGUCGUGCUUGGUGCUGUUUUAGCGGAUGAAGACGAUGGAGGACUACCUCCUUUGCCGCCAAUGACAGAUGCACCUCCUCCUCCUCCUCCUUCGGUACCACCACCACCACCACCACCACCGAGUACAGACCCACCACCACCCCCUCCACAAACAGAUACACCGGCUCCACCGCAGACGGAUGCUCCCCCACCACCACCAACUCAAGGACCACCACCACCAACUGCAGCACCAGAUUGCAAGGACAAGGCCUUCAAUUGCCAAGGCCAUCUGAAAAAAUACUGCAAAACCAGCUGGAACAUUAAGUACACUUGGUGCCGCAAAACCUGUGGAGCGUGUGAGGAAGGAGAUUGUAAAGACCGAGUUAACAACUGCUUCCGCUUGCAAAAGUUCUGCAAUCGAGCAGCUGUAGCAAUCAUGUGCCAAAGAACCUGUAAAGUCUGCUCAUGAUGACACAUGGUAUGCUUCUUGACGAUCCUGCCAUCAAUGAAAGAAAAAUAAUAAAAACGAUUUCCUCUUUCAAUAAACUGUAAACGUAGUC